AUGGGCGAGGUGAUUACCGGAAUCGUGAAUGAUUUGGUAGCGGAGAUGCAAGGGCAGAUCGACCUCCUGGAAUCCCGCUCCGUCGACCGAACCUACAACUCCCACGCCCGCCACCCCUCCUCCCCAAUCCAAUUCCUCCUCGGCCCAGAAAUGGCGGAACCCUCGAAUGCUCCCACAACAUUGGCCGCGCUUCAAGCAGUAGGAAAGGACUUGAAGAGUUUAGUGGGGUGGAUGAAGUUUUAUGGGAUGUUACCGCCUGAGGCGAGGGUUGGGGACGAGGAGAGGGAAGAGUUGUGGGUGCAGUUUGGGAGGUUUUUGGGGGUGAAUAUUGAGGCUAGUGAGGAGGUGGAUGGAGAGGCUUGA
Saitoella complicata NRRL Y-17804 is the source of this 363-nucleotide messenger RNA. RefSeq lists its product as uncharacterized. NCBI's taxonomy places the organism in Eukaryota, Fungi, Ascomycota, Saitoellomycetes, Saitoellales, Saitoellaceae. The record is from RefSeq and is a predicted model, not a curated record. The transcript has 3 exons. The coding region runs from base 1 to 363 and encodes 120 amino acids.